Poeciliopsis prolifica (blackstripe livebearer) is the source of this 5434-nucleotide messenger RNA. RefSeq names its product TRPM8 channel-associated factor homolog. NCBI's taxonomy places the organism in Eukaryota, Metazoa, Chordata, Actinopteri, Cyprinodontiformes, Poeciliidae. The transcript has 13 exons. The coding region runs from base 582 to 3329 and encodes 915 amino acids. The record is from RefSeq and is a predicted model, not a curated record.
AUCUUUACAUGCUGAGCUUUUUGUAUUAUAGCCUCAAUUAAAUGAAGACCGACGCGAUAAACAAUUUUUACUUGAUGUCAGGAUCAAGUAACACAUGUAAACAGAGGACUGUCACACACUGAGAAUGUUGACACUGUUUUUUUUUCCGGCUCAGGACGACGUUCGUGAAGCAGCUUUUAGCUGUUGCCAACUAUUUUAGAGCAGGGAGGAAGAUAAAAAGCGUUAUUUCUGAUGCUUUCUUGGCGUUGGCGAAUCAAGCCGAGUCUAUAUGAGUCUUCCGUGUUUGCGGCCGCUCUUUAAAUAGGCUCGUGUAGGCUCGCAAUAACUUGGUGAAACGCAACACGAAAUAUGGUCACUUUUUGCUCUGCUUUCAUUCACAUUCUUGCCACUGUGCGGGAAGCUGGUGGUUGGUGAAGCGCCCAUCUACUUAAGAGGGGAUACAUGUAACGUUCAGGCCUCAAACUGCACUCAUCCAUCAAGCAAGAGCAGCUAUUAAACUAACUGUUGACAAAUUGAACUGAAGGCAUCGCUGGAGAUUGUCCUUGAUUUUCUUCACUGAUCAAGUAUAACUAGAUCCCGUCAUGUCUAACCCAACCAGCCAAAUCAACCACGAGGCAGCCUACUUGUCUCUCAUGAAAGGAGUGAAGGAGCUGGACUUUAAUGGUCCCUGUGUCCCCAGCGACCUGCUGCUGAUCGGAGACCAUGCCUUUCCUUUAGCCAUGAACAGCAAAGGUCAGGUCCUGAUAGCUGCCUCUUUGUAUGGUGCUGGGAGGAUUGUUGUUCUGGGUCAUGAAGGCUACCUGACUGCCUUUCCUGCUCUGGUGGAGAACGCCCUGAUCUGGCUGCGGGGUGAUGGAUCAGGUGACCCUUCUGUAUUUGUGCACAACAGCGUCAAGGUGGUCAAUAACAACCUCAGCAUGUCCACCUUCCAAGCACAAGUGGUGGGGGCCUUUAAUGGCAAUCUGAAGGCAGGUGUGUAUGUGACGGAUGCAUACAGCGUUGGUGCUGACCCGAAAGACUUAGUGGCCUUUAUGAAAGCUGGAGGAGGGGUGAUGAUCGCCGGCCAGGCGUGGAGCUGGGCUGCCGAUCACCCUAAGGAGAAUACACUGCAUCACUUUGAUGGAAACAAGGUGUCUGGGGUUGCAGGGAUCUACUUCUCUAAGAAUCCAGCAGAAGUGGAAAACCUCCCAGUCUACCCACAGAUCCCAUCCUCCUACAUGGCUGUAGUAGUAGGGAAGGAUUUUGAAGACGACUUGCAGUUCUUACUUCAUGGUGUUUCAGAGCUCGCCGUUCCAAAUGGUGCACUAGCGUCAGAAGUUAUGGUCCAUGGCCCACUAGCAUUUCCUAUUGGUGUAGCAAAUGGUGGGCGGGCAUUUUUGGCUGGAGCCUAUUAUGGCCAAGGUCGGGUCAUCGUUGCUGGACAUGAAGCAGUUCUGAGUGCUGAGACAAAUUCUCAGUUUUGGAAGAAUGCCUUUCAUUGGCUUGAUGAAGGCCGAAGGGGCGUUGUUGGAGUAGCACUGAACAAUGGGAUUGAUGUAGCUACCAACUCAGGCCUACAAAUGGAGAAUACGGGCUUCAAGAAAGACCUGAGUGUGUUUGUGUCUCCAUCAAACCCCCAAAGCCACUUGGAAGAGAUCAAGAACUUUGUAGCAGAAGGAGGAGGUCUUCUGAUUGGAGGACAUGCCUGGUACUGGGCACAGAGCCAUGGUGGAAAAAACCCAAUGACAGAAUUUGGAGGGAACAAAAUCCUAAACCAAAUGGGGCUGAGCCUGCUGGGGUCAACUAUUUCAGCAGGUUCAUACAAGGCUCUGGAUCCCAGCCAGAGCAUCAAAGAUACCUACCAUUUCCGGCAUCUUUUGCACCGCUUUGCAAAGCAUGUGACUGUGCAGGAUGAACUCAGUAAAGACGAGGAGGAACUCCUCAAAAAACUGGGCAGCGACUGCUCUACCUAUUUGAACAUGAAAGCUCAUGACUCCUGUCACUACUCUCAGGUAGUGGCAACACUCACAGACAUCUUAAAAAAGUCAGGCAUGCCACAGGUGAACGAGAAAUGCCCUGUCAAAAGUCCCAAAGACCACCUUCUGCUCAACAUUGGGGCAGAGGUUUACAAGGUUUGUCCACAUCCAGACGACCUCCUGCCGUACCUCAUUAUGGACAAUCCUCUGCUGCCAGUUGUCCACAAUCACAGGGUCAAAAUUGAUGUCAGUACAGCAGGAGGAGAGGAGUGGAUCAGCACAGGUCUCUACCUUUCUCCUGGUAUGAAGACAUAUGUGGCCAUACCAGCAGAUAUCGUCAACAAAGGAUGGCAGAUUCAGAUAGGCUGUCAAACAGAUCAUCUGAAUGCCGCAGAGUUGAAGAGAGCUCCAUGUGUCCACGUACGCUUUCCUGCCAACUCUGAGAUGAUCCAGGUGUCGAACCUGUGGGGAGGACUCAUUUACCUUGUGGCCCCACCCAACACACAGGCAGAGGGAUUGCAGGUUGUUGUACAAAUGGCUGUUCCUGCACCCUAUUUUAAAUCAGGUGUUACAACACAAGCUGAAUGGUCGUUAUUAUGUACAGCUCCUUCACCUUGGGCGGAGUUGGAGUUUGACAACAUCAUCCUCACUGUACCCUCUGAUGUCGUCAGAUGUCUUGAAUAUCCUGAUAAGUUGGCGGUCCUUUGGAAUGACAUCAUGAAGGCCAUCGCUGACCUGGCUGCCAAAUCCCACAAAUUUCCACGGAAGGAGCGUUUUGUGGCAGACGUUCAAAUUUCACACGGAUUUAUGCAUGCAGGUUAUCCUAUAAUGGCACACAGGGGUUCUGCAGCUGAGUUGGUGGAUGUGAACCAUGUGAAGACCAAUGGCAUUUGGGGUGCCAUCCAUGAGCUCGGACACAACCAACAGCGAGGCUGUUGGGAGUUUCCUCCACACACCACAGAGUGCACAUGUAACCUGUGGUCAGUGUACGUGCAUGAAGAGGUGUUUGGUAUCAAACGGGACAAGGCUCAUGAAGUGAUGACUUUGGAAAACCGAAAUAAAAGAGCCAAGGACUAUAUACAAGGGGGCAGGCAGCUCAGCAGCUGGAGCAUGUGGGUGGCCCUAGAGACAUACAUGCAGCUCCAGGAGAAGUUUGGCUGGGAUGCCUUUAAGAAAGUAUUUGCUGCCUACCACGAGAUGAACAACUUUCCCAAUGACAACAAAGAGAAGAUGAACCUGUAUGCAGAGACUUUCUCCCAGACUGUGAGCAUGAACCUGACUGGAUUCUUCAAAGCCUGGGGAUGGCCUAUCGAACAGGCCACUGAACAGAAACUAUCCAGCCUACCUGCUUGGACUGAUCAUCCAAUGGUCUGAAUUGCAAAGAGCUGAUUGUUUCUGAGCACUGACAUGGUUACGAGGGCCACUUUCUUUAGAUGAGCUUUAGUUUGAGGUAAUUUAGCUACAAGUUGGGAUGAUUUUGCUGCAUUUUCAACUUUAUUUAUAACAUUUAAAAGAGAAGGGUAUAUAUUACAUGCACUCGGGAAGAGGAGAGCAGAAUAUAAAAACAUGGGUAAUGCAAAACUUUGUUGUUACUUUGAAUUAUUUGCACACAUAAAAUCUUGGCAAAGGAUCUCAGAAGUUAUGUAGGAUUUUGUGGCAACAAAGAUUUUAUGAAAGGGGCAUGAAGGGGUAAUUGUAUCUUUAAAAAAAAAAAAAACAAAUGUAAGACCAAUGUGCUCAUAGGAUAUAGAUAAAUUAUGUAUUGAUGUCUUACACAAAUGAUAUUAGGAUGUACAUAUGAUUGAAUUAUAUUGUUUUACUUAUUGCAAUAUUACCUGUUAAUCACUGCUGGAGGAACUUAAUUUUUGGGUCCCUUUACAGUAUACAAAAAGCUGCUACAUGGCAAAGAUUAAUAAAACAACAAAAACACCUUUGAACCUUUGAAGCAAGGAACUUCUUUUCUACCGUCUCUGCUAUCUCAAUACCUGCUGCAGGGCUAAUACUGGCCUAUAUCAGUUCAAUUCAUGAACGCUUUAUCUAAUUAAAUAAAUGCAUAUCAAGGAAGGCAGAAAAAGUUGAGCUCCUGCUCAGUUGUUAGUUUAAUUUCCCAUGUUUUUAUUUGUGUGCAUUUUUGUUGCUCUUGACACUUUUAAUCAGCUAUUUGUAAUAAACUUUUAACAGAUCUUUGCAUUAAAAUAAUCAUUAUGAACCAAAUAAGUUAAUCAGCAAAAUUAUUUUUUAUGUGUGUAACUGAGGCUUGUAGAGUCACUGAUAUUUCAGGGUUUUUUUGUUGUUUUUUUCCCUAAAGGAAUAAUACUCUGUUUCUCAGGUGGAGUCUCAUACCUUAGAGAUCAUGUUGAAACACGUUUCUGCUUAUUUGCCUAUAAUUUUCCUUCCAGGCUUGUCUGGUCUUAUCAAUCCACAGAAAUGUCAUAAAACCUUUUCAUGGGUUGAUAACUCCAGUGGAAAGGAAUCCUGACUGCAUCUUUACAUCUCUAUUUUAUUUAACUUCAAUGUUUUACUCAGUUUUCUGAAUUAUCAAAUUAUAUAACAUCACAUAACUUUCCAUAAAAUAAAUCAAUUACACUAAAACAGAGUAAAAAAAGAAGCUCCAACUCUUCUGUCUGAAGUUCUUAUUUUGCAAGAACCAACUCAAAAGUAAGUUCACAACUAGUAACAACAAAUGUAACUAUCUCAGAUUCAUUGAUUAGUUUUGAUUAUCCUGAAUUCUUUUGUGUCUUGGUUUAUGCAAAAAACUGCAGAAAAACAAAGUCUGAAGUUCACUGUUUUUUUCCAAGGCAUUAUCUUUUUGCCAAAUAGUUUUACUAAAUUUAUUUGCUCAUCUGCCUUUAUACAGUCCCUCUAUAAAGUAUUCACAUUGCUUCAGGUGUUCCACAUUUUAUGUAAGAGCUUUGUUACGUAUUAAAAGAAUAUCUUUCUUCAAAAUAUUACACACGUGUUCUCUGUUAUUACAAUGUGGAAUAAACGCUGAGUAUUUUUUAAAUUAAUACAAAAAAAUCACAUAUUCAAGUAUUUGCAGCUUUGUUUGAAACUCAAAACUGAUCUGUUUUUAUUGAUCAUCUUUGAGACGUUUACACAAAUGGAUUUAAUUUGGAAAAGCAGUGGCAAGUAAAUCGUUCAGCAGGACAAGCCAAAGUAUGUGGGUAGAAUUUAUUGGAAAGAGAUUAACUUAAUGCAAUGUGGAAUAAGGCCGUAACAUAACAAAAUGUCAAAAAAGUGAAACGCUGUGAAUACUUUCCAGAUGCACUGUUCACAUAUGACUUCCUGUUCUUAAUCCAUAAAGUUUUAAUUAUGUUGGCAAGAUUAAAGGCAUGUAGUGAGAAAAGUCAAAAAUGGUACGACUCGAAUGUUUAUGACAGAUAGCUUGUCUUCAUGGCUCUUGGGUAAUUCUUCUAUCAACUUUGAUUUUCCCCAGAUCGCUGCACAGAUCUGUAUGAAAUAAACUUUUUUAAAAAUGA